Lentinula edodes (shiitake mushroom) is the source of this 1146-nucleotide messenger RNA. RefSeq lists its product as uncharacterized. The coding region runs from base 1 to 1146 and encodes 381 amino acids. NCBI's taxonomy places the organism in Eukaryota, Fungi, Basidiomycota, Agaricomycetes, Agaricales, Omphalotaceae. The record is from RefSeq and is a predicted model, not a curated record. The transcript is spliced from 3 exons.
AUGACAGCAACGUUCCGCCGGCUUUUGGUGCUCACCCCUGUCCUUGUUUUGACCACAUUCGUUCUCUACCUUUACACAUCGCAAGAACUUGGACAUUUCUCUACCCUUUCUACUUUCUACAAUUUUACCUCGGCAUAUACUCCGCCAAAGCCCUCUUUGGAUCUAGGCUUUAUUUCCAAAACUUAUGUUAUUUCUCUUCCGCACCGGACAGAUAGACGAAAUGAUAUCGUCCGUCUCAUGGAUGGGCUGCAGAUAUCUAAUUGGGUGUAUCACGAUGGAACGUACGCGAAUACGUCUAUCGUCCAAGAUUUACUUCAUAACGUCCAAGCUCAGCGAGUGGAGAACGAAGAUUACUCCUUGCAGGAUACUAUACACUUACCGUUUUCCUGGCCAGCAGAUGCAAACAACAAAUUCCCCUCAUACGAUUCCAAUUCAUCCUCCGAUCCCGAUUCGAUAUCCCUCGCUGGCGCUGAGCUAUGGCCUUCACAGCCUACACCAGACGUCCCGCUCCCGAAAACAUCGAUGAUUUGUGCGGAGGACAACUUUCGGCUAACUAAGUAUUCUGCUGAGAUGCCGCAGUGGCGGUAUCUGACUCCGGAACGAGUUGCCGCAUUUCACUCACAUUUCACUGCUAUACGACGCGUCGUGGACGACAAUGCUCGCGCUGGGGAGAAUAUUGCUUUGAUCUUGGAGGAUGACGUGGAUAUGGAGGUGGAUAUUAAGGAGAGGAUGAGUGUGCUGUUGCCGAUGCUUCCUUAUGAUUGGGAUAUGUUUUUCUUGGGCUUCUGCUGGUCCAAGGAAACAAUUCACCCUGUUGUCGAAGAUCCGUACAUUAUUCCCAAAAAGAACCUUCUUUAUCCCUCUUUUCAACCCCGCUGUUUACAUGCUUAUGCACUCUCGCCUGCCGGUGCUGUUCGUCUCCUUAUGCAUCUCCGCAAUGAGCAUUUCGCUUAUGGUCGUUCCGUCGACCUCGCAACUGAGUGGCUCAUCUGGGACAAACGCGUCAAAAGUUUUACUGUGGUCCCUCCAGUAACCAUACAAAGGAAGGUGACCAAGACGGAUAUCACGCUUUUUGGAGGUGCCCUUUGGAAGGAGAAAUUGGAGGAAGGCGUACUGGGAACUAAGCAAAGUGGAGACGAGGUUUAG